Molecule: messenger RNA, 663 nt
Organism: Malus domestica (apple)
Lineage: Eukaryota; Viridiplantae; Streptophyta; Magnoliopsida; Rosales; Rosaceae
Source: RefSeq, a predicted model, not a curated record
AUGGCGGCCAUAGACGACUCCACCACAGCAGCCGUAUCAAAAAGGAGAAAGAUCACUGCUUCAACGCCACCAUUGCCUCCAUUGCUGCCAAGUCCAACAAUACUUCAGCUCCUCGACUUCCCCCAUUCAUGCUCCAGCUUUUGCUCCGAUCACUCUCUGCCUCCAUCCUCGUGCUGCUCCACCAAUGUUCUCAACGACGUCGCCGCCGCCCGUAGCUCACCUCGCCUAGAUCUGGAGGUGAAUCCCGCCUCCCUAGCUCGCACCGAGCUUCGAAUUUCUCUUCCCCCUUUCUUUCUGGAGACGACGCCGUCGAGCAAGCUGUGCCUGGACUCGAACGAAAUAUCAUCGCCGGCACCGGUGGUGUCUCACUGGCGGAGAAUCCCGGUCAGCAAAUCGCCUCCGAGUGAAGAGAUCGAAGAGUUCUUUGCCGCCGUCGAGAAGUACGAGCAUAAGCGCUUUACAGAGAAGUACAACUAUGAUAUCGCCAAUGACGUGCCUCUGGAGGGUCGGUACCAGUGGAACAAAAGUAGCAAUGCAGCUUGUAAUUUUAUGCAUGGAGAUGGAGGUGGGAGUGGUGGAGGAGAGUUUGCUUACGACAGUUCAUUUUUUCAGGAGUCAAAAAGACUCACAGAGGAAGGUUUGGAAUUUGAUCUGGGGUUUUAA